This is a messenger RNA of Fundulus heteroclitus (mummichog), 2762 nucleotides long. RefSeq names its product mitochondrial calcium uniporter regulator 1 (gene mcur1). The record is from RefSeq and is a predicted model, not a curated record. Gene Ontology annotation, biological process: positive regulation of mitochondrial calcium ion concentration; calcium import into the mitochondrion. The transcript is spliced from 9 exons. Gene Ontology annotation, cellular component: mitochondrion; mitochondrial inner membrane. NCBI's taxonomy places the organism in Eukaryota, Metazoa, Chordata, Actinopteri, Cyprinodontiformes, Fundulidae. The coding region runs from base 1 to 741 and encodes 246 amino acids.
AUGUCCCGGUUUGACUGGGACAUCGGCUGUCAGUCAAAGCAGCAGCCUCCACCUCAUGAGCAACUGAACCAGGACACUCGACUCACGACCUCCUCCGGGGACCUCCAGUACGAUCUGAAACCAAACAUCCCAAAAACCGAAGGCCGUAAGCUGUUUUUUGACACGCAUGCGGUUGUGCGACUCUUUGAGGAAAAUGGGUUGAGCACUCAGCAGGCUGAGGUGUUGGUUAAAGUGCUGGUCGGGACGACAAACUCUAACAUGGACGUCAUUUAUAGUGACAUAGUGACCAAGGUGCAGCAGGAAAUCAUGCUGCAGCAAGUGAUGUCUAAAAUAGCUGCUGUAAAGAAGGACAUGAUUAUCCUUGAGAAGAGCGAGUUCUCCACUCUUCUGGCAGAGAACGAGAAACUCAAGAUCCAGUUGCUACAGCUGAAGGUCCAGCUGGGUGAUGUGAUUAACAAAUUGCGCUCGGAUAAUAUUUUGGACUUGAAUUUGGAGAAGAGCCGCGUAAAAGAACGGAAAACGGAGCACGACAAGAAGCUUCUGGAAACGAGAACUGAGAUUCUGGAAAUGACAGCAGAGCAGGACCGCCAUCUAACCCAGACAAACAUGAAGAUAGACACCGAAGUGGCCGGUUUGAAAACCAUGCUGGAGGCUCAUAAACUGGACACCAUCAAAUAUCUUGCAGGUUCAGUGUUCACCUGUCUCACCGUGGUCCUGGGAUUUUAUCGGAUUUGGAUGUGAACAGGAGAAAAUUGACAACUCCUGUAUGGACUGCAAGGAUGCUGACGGUGAAGCCGCUAAAGAACAACUAUUUCAUGUUGGAACUUAUUUUGUUGCAUUUCAUUCCCAUUUUGCCCAAGAAUGGGUCUGUCACUGUGUUCUAUUUAAGGGCAAUCCACUCAUCAAUGCAUCUCGAAAGGACUGAGUAAUUAUUAUUUCCCUUUUUUUGGUUUUACUUGAAUACAUUUGCUUUCCCUGGCCUGUGUUUAUCAUUUCUGCUACCUGUACAAACCAGCUGUGUGUUAUUUAAAAAAGUUAAUCUCUCUCAGGCGAGGCUGGUGGCUGCAGACUUUGUUUAGAUGGAGACACUUCAGAUCUCUUUUUAUUUAAUUUUCUAACCUUUAAUUAUACAUGUCUCUUUGAGAUCCAGGAUCUCAUUUACAAGAGAUACAAGAGGUAUAAACACAAUAUUUGAUACAAAUAAUAUUUGGUUCAAAUUGAAUAAGCUCACAAAAUAUAAGCAAAAAAGAGCAAGUUUUGUUGGAAUAUAUCUGUAGUUAUUGGCAUCCAAGGCUUUACGGAGCUCAUUUACAUCUUUUUUUUGGUGGCUGGGACUGUAUUGGUGCUGCUUCCUGAAACCACACUGAUGACAUGACAAGAUGUUGGCAGCACACAACUAGUCUUUAAGCCAAGGUGUAGAAUAACCUUGGCUAAAAUACAAAGUUUUAAAAUUGGGAUGAUAAGUGUUUAACACACGGGGAUCACCGCCUUUCAGUAGUAGUUAGAUGAUGUUGGCUUGAGGAGAGAGAUUAACAAAAUGAGAGACUGGUCCAGCUAUAACAUGCUGUUAAACCUAAGAAGUGAGGAGAACCAAUCAGCUUCAGUGUCAGAUCUCCUUGCAGCUGCUCAAAGCUGAUUUCUCCUGUGCAAGAGACUUGCUAAUUCAGUGCUGAAGCAGGUACUUACCAGACCCCUAACUCUCCGUUGAUUAAACUUAGCAAGUUUGUCAUUAAAAUGAUUAAAACUAUGGAAAAAAGGGUCCCAGGGAAAAACAUCAGACAAAAACGCUUCCAAUUAUAGUGAAAUAAAUCAUCAAGGAAGACACGUUCACGAACAUCCUUCAAGGUUUUUUUUUUUUUUUUUUGACAAGAACCGACUUAAGACGGGAUUUUAGUGUCUCUUACCACGCCAACCACGCAAUGAUCUGAUUAUUCGCAAAAGCUGCCAUGCUGAUGAAAAGAGGAAGAGAGGAUUUGUCUGGAUAUUUAGAAUUAGUGCAAGUAGCUGGUGGAUUGAGUUUUUGACAAAAAGAUACGAUUAUCAACAGGGCAGUCGGCUCUUCAGAACUUUAAGGUCAAAAGCAACUUUUGAAAGUCACGCAGUUUCAGGUCACUGUCUAAAUGUGCUGUGCAGCAGGGAAGAACUGGCUUGAUCACAGGGAAACAAUCCUGCGAUUUAAAGGGUUAUUUCCUCUGACCGGUCGCAGAGUGGACCUGGCCUACUGCUGUGGUUCAAUUCCUGGAGUUUCUCUGUCUAUUUUGUUGCCAUUUGAUCACAGUAGUGCAGGAAAACACAAAGCCUAAGCUCUGCUCUCAAGGCUCCAUUAAGAGCUCAAAUGACGGGAUCAGCAGCAGCAGCUUUAUUUCUGUAGCGCAUUUUAAAAACCACAGAUAACGGCAACAAAAAGCGGACAUAUCUCAUUUUUAACAUAACUAAAGCUGUUAUAAGAUUUUAAUAAAAUUUGCUUUGUUUUAUUUAAAUAGAUCCUUUCUUGUCUUUUUGAUGAUUAAAAAUGUAUUAAUAGGUGUCAAUUACAAUUAUCCUGCUGCUAAGGGAUAUUUUGAUUUUCUUUUUGCAAACGUUUGACAGCAAAGCCAGCUCAGGUCAAUAUCUUAUCAAAUUAUUUUAAAGGAACUAUAUUUUUGUAUUCUGUAUAUUUUGUUAUUCCCAAUCUUUUGCAUAUUUCAGUUUGGAUUUGUACUUUCAGAGUUGAUUCUCAGAUUAUAUUCACCUUAAUCAAAUUAAAGUUGCAAUGACACAAA